GUUAUCAUUAUUUAUAGGUCGAAUGAAGCUAGAUAUAAUCAUCCAGACUUAUGGCCUUCGGCAAAUUUCCCAACCCCUUGGCCUAAUACUUUAAGUCCUGAAACCUUAAUAGAUAAAUUAAACGAGGGACUAGUCACAAGGAAUCCUACUUAUGGAUACGUUUCACAAGUCAUUUUGACCCCUACAGUUUGGUUCGUUUGCAGGUACUUGUUAGGAAAUUUAAAAUCAAAAUGUGUUUUACCACUGGACAAAUAUAAAUUCAACUGGAUAAACCUACAAAAGCCAGGCCCGAGCGGCGUUAAUAUAAUAAUAUCCGAUUUUGUUGAAUUACAAGAGUAUCAGUUCUGUAAGGAUGUAAUUAAUCUAAAUUUAAAAUUACUGAAGGAAAGUAUUAUAGGUAAUCAGACCGAUAGUCAUAAUGUAAUUAACUAAUUCUCGGCCAGUAAAUUUGUACAAAAAUACUUAUAUGUCUGUAAAGUUUCUGUUGGUUAAUUUUUUAAAUAAUACGAAUUUUAGUAACAUCUAAGUCGUACUUUAGUGUUUUAUAGAUAGACUUAGCAAUUAAUUAUUGAUAUUGUAAGUGGUAAUGCCUAAUGUCUAAUUUUUAAGCUCAAAUAUAAACUCUGCCACUAUAUCUACUUUUUACCCCAUACUAUUAUGUAAUCUGUUUAUCGUAUCUGUGAUUAUUAUAUUUAUUUUAGUGAAUUCGAUAAUAAAUAUUUUAUUACUUUUAUAUUUUAUUAAGGAUGUAGGAUUUUAGUUGUGUUGGAUGAGUGCAAGAAUUUAAACAGAAUAGUUAGCAGUACGUUAUAGCGUUGCCACUUUUCCUCUUUGAAGGAUGUUAAAACUGACACAUGUCAAUAUUUUAGGUUAAGAUUAAUUGACAUAUGUCAAAAAAAUAUAUAAACGAUUUGGCAACAGUGUUUGUCGCCAUUUUGUUUAUAUGCAAGUAACGUCAAAUUAAAUACGCCCUAUAUCCUUAUCCUGGAACGGGAUAAGUCCUUUAUAUUUUUAUAAAAUAUUGUAUUAUUAUUCAUUUAACAAAUCAU
Agrilus planipennis (emerald ash borer) is the source of this 1049-nucleotide messenger RNA. Its product is annotated as PI-PLC X domain-containing protein 2-like. The annotation marks the transcript as partial. The transcript is spliced from 2 exons. Gene Ontology annotation, biological process: lipid metabolic process. Gene Ontology annotation, molecular function: phosphoric diester hydrolase activity. Lineage: Eukaryota; Metazoa; Arthropoda; Insecta; Coleoptera; Buprestidae. The record is from RefSeq and is a predicted model, not a curated record.